Messenger RNA from Acanthochromis polyacanthus (spiny chromis), 7192 nucleotides. It is a transcript of the gene pdxdc1, whose product is annotated as pyridoxal-dependent decarboxylase domain containing 1. Gene Ontology annotation, biological process: carboxylic acid metabolic process. Gene Ontology annotation, molecular function: pyridoxal phosphate binding; carbon-carbon lyase activity. NCBI's taxonomy places the organism in Eukaryota, Metazoa, Chordata, Actinopteri, Pomacentridae. Gene Ontology annotation, cellular component: intracellular membrane-bounded organelle. The record is from RefSeq and is a predicted model, not a curated record. The transcript is spliced from 24 exons. Bases 180 to 2660 code for a protein of 826 amino acids.
UGGAACGUGCGGCUGGUCCAGGAAGUAAACUGUCCGGCUCGGUGUUGCGGGAUACGGAGCAGGAACAGUAAAUACGUGUCAAAGUCAACAUUUCAACACGCAUUCCCGAAACCCACCGUCGAGACACCGCGGCAGUGCUUCGCCACAAAUUUCCUGCGUCACGGAGAGCCGAGCCUGUCAUGCUGUCAGCUGAAUGCAGUGACGCAAGCUCACACACAUCUUCGAUGAUGGUGGACUCCACACUGACUCAAGUUGGAAAAAAUCUGAAUGAGGCCAUGAGGAUCCUAGGAGACGGACAGGGAGAACUGGAGUCAGGAACCAGGAGGCAGCAUUUUGGAAGUACUGGAAUCCCUGGACCCCUGCAGGGAGACGGUCAGGAUGUCUCCACUUUACUGCACCUAGUUCACAACCUUAUUAAUGACGAGGACGAGGACGGGGAGAAGCCCACACUACAUAGGUUGCAGAACGUGGGUGAACAGGGUCACAUGGCGUUGUUGGGUCACAGCCUGGCAGCCUACAUCUCAGUGCUGGACAGAGAGCGACUGCGGAAGCUCACCACUCGGAUACUGUCUGACACCACCAUGUGGCUGUGCAGGCUCUUCAGAUAUGAGAACGGUUCCGCCUGCUUUCACGACGAUGACAGGGACGGCCUUGUAAAAGUGUGCCGGCUGGUCAUCAACGCCCGCUACCAAGAAUAUGCCUCGGAGGGCUAUGCAGUCCUGAGCUCCAAACAGCCAAUCAUCUACCAGAGUGCAGCCUGCAGGCCCGGUCUGGCACAGCACCUGUGCACUCAGCUUGGCCUGCCUCUCUCCAGUUUGUGCACGGUGCCAUGUAACACUGUCUUUGGAUCCCAGCACCAAAUGGAUGUUGCCCUGUUGGAAAAACUAAUCAAAGAGGACAAAGAAGCCGGGAAGCUUCCUUUGCUGCUGAUUGCCAAUGCAGGUACCCCUGGAGCAGGACAUACAGACAAGUUGGGUCGUCUAAGGGACCUGUGUGAUCAGUACAGCUUGUGGCUUCAUGUAGAGGGGGUCAACCUGGCAACCCUGGCACUGGGUGAGGUCACUUCUGCAAUUAUGGCAGCCACCAGAAGUGACAGUAUGACGCUGACACCAGGUCAGUGGCUGGGACUGCCUGCUGUAACUGCUGUCACCCUCUACAGACAUGAAGACCCAGCACUGUCUCUGGCAGCAGGUUUAACCCCCAGCCAGCCCGUGGAGAAGCUGCGAGCGCUGCCUCUCUGGCUCUCCCUGCAGUACCUCGGUCACAGUGGAGUUGUUCAGAAGUUCAGACAUGCCACCAGUCUGAGCCAGCAACUCCUCCAGAAGCUAAAAUCUGUCACUUCCAUCAAAACAUCGGGCGUGGUGUCACCGAUCCCGCCCAUCUCCGGGGCUUCACUGCGGGACGUUCUGGGCUCUCUCAUGCUCUCUAUUGUGGAGGAUGAACUGAAGUCUCCUGUGGUCCUGUUCAAGUUUUCCCAAGAAAUGAGUGCUGCAUCCCAUGAGGGUUCAGUGGAGGGUUUCUGUGCUGGAGAGAAAGAGGUCCUUGAUGCCUUCAACAGAUGGCUAGGUGAACAGCUGGCUCAGCUGGUUCCCACCUCUGGAGUAGAUGUGGUGGAGCUUGAAGAAGAGGGUACCUGUGUUCGCUUCAGCCCCCUCGUGACUGCUGCAGUCCUGGGGACCCAGCAAGAGGAUGUUGAGGACCUGGUAGUGAAGCUGAUGGAGGUGGUUCCUGUGAUGAAUUCCACAUUGUGCCUAAUACAGGACUUCAGAGAGCAGACCCACCGACAUUCACCCUCUCUUAGAUACAUAGAGGAGCACAGCUGGCCUGGCCUUGGAGCUGUUCGGUACGAGCCACAGGCUGAUGGAAUGGAUGAGAUCAGGAGGAAGCAGGAGCUGGAGAAAAUUAACACUGAGCUGCUGAAGAAACUACAAGAGCUCGACACUGACAUCAUCUUCUCCUCUGGCUCUGAGUUUGGAACAGAGGACGACUGUAUUUUUGUGGGCAUGGUGACUGAGGAUGUGGAUGUUUGCGAGCUAGUGGAUACAAUAGCCGCCCUGGGAAGGGACAUAGUGGAGAGUGGAAGGCUGUUGGAGAACAUGACAGAGGUGGUGAGGAAAGGCAUCCUGGAGGCCGAGCUGCAGCUGCAAAAGGCUAACGAGGAGAAGCUCAUUGAAGAGGGGAUGCUGAGGCAGCUUCCUCUGGUUGGCUCUGUGUUGAACUGGUUCUCCCCAGUUCAAAGCUCCAUUAAGGGAAGGACCUUCAACCUAGCUGCAGGCUCCCUGGAUUCCACAGAGGUGACUUACUCUACCAAGGCCCAGGCAGGAAAGCAGUCCCUUCAAGAUGCUCCCACUUCUUCUUCAAAGAGACUGCCAGGUCAGAGGUUGUUCCAGCGCUCCGGGCCAGGAUCAGACUCCAUAAGUGAAACCAGCUCCAUCGGACAAGCUGACGACACGGCUAUGGAGAGGAGUGUCCCUGAGCGCAGCAGCGUCCAACCUCCCAUCUCUCCAACUGCACUAGAGACUCCAAGUGACACUGCAAGCGAUGUCACAACGGAGAAGAUCCAGGGGUCUUGUGAGCAGGUACCCUCACAGGUGGAGGCUGAGGAGGCGACAAAAGAGAGGCAGCCUGAAGGCCAAGAGGUGAAGCAGAGUAGCAGAUAGGACGACUCUUUCUGCAGACGUCCUCCAACCGUCCUGUACAUGGAACCAGCCUAACAGAGUUUAUGAAGAAAGGUGUAUUACAUUAUGAAUAUAACUUAUUGAAGGGUAACGGUGAUGGAGCUAGCUUGGGCUGUUUGUCUUGGCCUUAUUGUUUCAGCACAGCUAUGAUGUCAAAGUGAAGGAAGAAUUGAAUUGCCAUAUUGCACACAGAAUUGUUUUCCACAGGAUUAGUUAAUUCACCAUGUUUUCAAAUGAAAACUUCAGUCAAAAUCAAGCAGCUCAAUAUUAAAGUAAUUACCACAGCGGUUAAAAUGUUCAAACUGAAUGUUCGACUCAGUCACACAACAAAAUGUGUAACAGCUACGUUGGUCCACAAGGCAAAAACACUAGUUUUGUAAUAAAAGCUGCCUAUGUUUUCCGGCUAUUCCUUUCCGUUGACCUGCAUCCAUCCAAGCCAUGUUGCUUUCAAAUUUCUUUCACUUUAUAAAGAAAACUCUGCAGAUGAAGGUGGGGCAGGUGGAUAUAAAGUGGACUUUCACCCAGUAGAGCGGGCUUUAAAUACCACGUGGAAACAUUGUUUUGUUUGUUUCCAGUCACUCUUUGCUUUUGGUUUGGCGCCAUUUUGUUUUUUUUUGCUAGGUUUAGGAACAGAUAAUACUUAAAGUUGAAAUACGUCCAAAGCUCCGGUUGUUUCUACUUUGAGUCCCGCCCCAAAAGCAGCCUUUUUUGUCAAAUGAACACAUUUUGCGCUUCGGACCAGCGUCGCUGUCGAGCUAUCAGAUUCCUCGCUGUAAAUAUUCUGCAACAACAUAUAUGUAACUCACCCACUCUGUAAUAAUUUAUGAUAAAUAAGCCAAUGUAGACAGAUUGGAAUAUCACUGUGUAUUUCAUUUUUUUUUAAACUGCUGAUAAUACCAGUAACCUGCUUACACCACCUUGAUGUGUGCACUACCCGACAAUGCUAUGAUGGGGGGAGAAAUCCUCCAUAAAGACUAAAAUCAUUAACAACACAUGCAAUGAAAUUAUUAGGUUAGAUUAAUUAGAAAUUAAGUUUGAGGGUCAAGAUCUUUACAAGAGUUCAAUAAGUACAAGAUAAAGUUGCAUUUUUUGGGGAAAAGACAUACUGUGGGAUACAUUUGUACUUUAACAAGAAUAAAAUACAGUGCAAGGCAGAGAAAACAAAAUGUUCUCAAUUUUAUAAGAUAAGGUCAUGGAUUCUGGUAGUUAAGUCAUGUUUUCAGAAAUAGAUCACAAAUUAAGAGCAACACGUGUUACUGGACUAGAUAGAGUAGUUCCAACUUAUGUGGUUGUCAUUUUCAUGGCAAAAUACUCUCUUUACUACAGAGUAUUAAAAUAUGCGUUUAUCUUGGAGCAGUUAAAGCUCAUUCUCCACAUAUUCUGAUUUUUUUCCUCAUAAAACAAGGACAUUAUUCCUACAAUAACAUGACUUUUCUUCACUGUUGACUUCUAAUAUGAAAACUGUUUUCUUCAAAUCUGUCUUCAGUCUUUUUUUUCUUUUUUUUGACUCAAAAUCAAGCACCUGUUACAACCACACAUUCAGUAGGGGUCAGAGUAAUUUAAAAUAUUAUGUUAACAUAUUUUUAUUUUUGUCUAUAAUGACAUCACAGUAAAUAGUUGCUACAAGGGAGAAAUGCUUCACAGGUUCUUGUCCUUUUCUGAAAAUUUUCUGGAUUACCAUUUAAAUACCUGCAAGUACUACGGUAUAUUAGAGGUCCAAAUAGGUUGGGGGGUGGAUUCUGAUAGACCCGGAAUUUCACCCACCCGUCUUCAAAAUGUUAUCUUUUGUUCCCGUCCGCAGGCUGUUGCCUACGAGCAUGCUGUGUGCAAAAACGUCUUCUGAAAUGCUCUUAUUCCCAUGACUGUAAAAUCUCUGUUCGGUGUUGUUCAUGUCACAAACAACCGUCCAUACGCUGUUUGACUUUAACCUGUCUGACCUUGAUGAGAACAUCCAGAUGAUGGUCCUUCAUCUCCCAGACCAACAGCUGAUUCUUAAAUUCUCAUAAUGCAAGUGCCGUCAUGACCAUAGCACUUGCAGUACGCAAAAGUCCUAACCAGCCAAUCAGAAGACAGUACGGAAUCAUGUAGUUGUAGAGUCCUCAAAGCUGAUGCUGUGCAGUCUUCCCCAGGCUGUGUUUGGGUUGACAAGCCUGUAGAAAGUCAAGUAUUAGAAGAGCAGAGAAUGGAGGCGUGUGAUGAAGGUAUACUUUGCUGUGAUGGGAGCUCCUCUGGGCUUAUCAAUGAUCUACAUGUCAUGUGGAGAUGAGCAGAAGUAACUGAGCCACAGUAGGUUUGAGAAAAACUGUUUCAAUUUGCUCCUGUAGUGGUGCCUUCAUGUAAAAAUGUGACAUUACAAAACGUCCUCGAACGAAAGCCAAAGACACAAAUUAGGCCGGACUUGUCGUUUCGUGCUUUGAGCUAGGUGCUGGUAGAAGAUUCACUGUACAGACUUGUGUCUCUUGGGAAAUGUGGAUGAAAUAUAUAUAUCUGAUAAGGAAUGACCACAAAGAAAUUGCACUUGUUGUGUAGAUAAUUACUUUACUACUGUUCUGUGUUCAAUUUCUCCUACGAUGUAUAAAUGUAGCAGAAUCUUCUUCAUGACUGUUUCUGUCGUAUGAUUCUAAUGCAAAUGUAAAUCAAAGCCUUUCUCACCUUGCAAGAAUGUGUUUGAUGAAGAACUUUUUAUUUUGUGUGUAAUAUUCUGUCACUGUCUCAAAGUUCGGUGAUAUUUAAUCUUUUAUUUUUGAUGUUUUACUGCUAGUUUAGACCCACUUUGACAUGUUUCUGUCUCCGCAGAGUCAUUUAAUGCGACUUUCCAAGGUUCAGGCAAAUUCUACAAGUACCUCUCUAUGCAUCUCAUAUUAAGUCUUCCUGUAUACAGUUGUAAGUUGGUCAUAGAAUGCAGCUGUUAAGUCAGCAAACAUUUUGAACACUGAACAAUAAGUGGACGGAAGCUAAAUCUCAGCAGCUUACCUUCAGAAUUUAUGCGAUGUGAGACCUUGAUAUCUUCAAAGGAAAAAGGCAAAACAGUCAGACCAAUACACACAAAUAUGCUCCUGAUUUAUUGUAGAUUACCCAAGGUGUGGAGCUGAGAUGGACAGAAUCAGCACAGAUGAGCAAUAUGACUUCAAUUUAUAGCUUUUUUUCCAUCCAGAGUAUAAAGGAUGUUGUAAGCUGGUCAUUUUCCUGGCAAAAGAUUCACUUUACACUUCCGUAAACGGGCAGGAAAAGAUGUGUUUGUCUGUGUAACAUGCAAACAUUCAGCUCAGAAAUCAUACGAGACAUGCCACUAAUUUGCUUCUGCUGACACUUCUGUUUGUUGCCUUGUCCAUACGGUGUUUUAUACACUGUCAUGAGGGGCAGUCAGCACAAUGGUUGGGCGUUUCCACUUCAAAACUGCAGCAUCCUGAUACCAGUCUCAAAAAUUCUGAUUCUUUUACGGAUACCUUUGGGGUUUCAUGCACAACAAAAUCUAAAGAACCAAUACUGUUAAUAUGUACGACGGCACGGUUUAAAAUAGCAGUGACUUUUAUUGAAAGAUUACAGUUGAUGUCGUCUCUGUAAUUUUUUUCUGUAUGUUUUACACCCCUGUUUUAGAGGGGGGAAAAACUGUAGAGUUGGCUAUCCUUAGACAUUUUAAGGCAGGAAGGGAUUUUAUUCAGUUAAUAAAUCCAAAUGAGUAACUUUAAUACACAGAGAUGAAUUUUUAUCAGUUUAAUCAGCGACCAGAAAGCGAAUAUAAUGCUUUAUUUUGAUGCUGGAAGGCUGCUUUCGACUUGUCCCACCUCUGUCAGGAUCAGUUCUGAAUGGCCCAUAGUCAUUAGAUUUUUACCUCUACUGUAAUUGGCAACAGUAAUUUGAACACAUGCACAAUCUAGUGCAACAAAUUGUCCCUUUGUGAACCUCCGAGGUGUUGAUUCAACUCUGCGGUCAUUUUUAGGCUGGAGUUAGCGGUGCUCUCGUUAAUAUGUCCGUCUCUUAAAACACAGGAAGCAAAUCCUGUGUUGCAUUAUAAUGAAGAAGUGUCACUGCUUGUAUAUAAAAACAGAUGAAUGCCUAUGAUCAUAGAAUAUUAAUUACUAAUAAAUAAUCAAAUCAUGCAGCUUAUCUAACAGCAGAGUUUUUUUUAUUAUUUUGAAUCGUAUGCCUUCAGGUGCUUCAUUUCAUUAAUAAGCCAUAUUCUCUGGGGAGUUAAUGGUCGGACCGCAUUAAAGCCUGAGGGUUUAUUCAAAACCGCAGCCUACCCUGAGAGCAUUCAUACCACACAUACCGGGCACUUGUUCAUUCCAUCAGACAUAAUAAUCACAGGGGAGCUUUUUGUGCGAGUCAUAUGUUGAUCCAUUCAGGUUUCCUCUGUGUUGUUAUGCAGCUGUGAUACACCGCUUGUGCCCAAAGGUGAUUGAAAUUCAAUUAAUGAGUGAAAUGAAAAAGGAAUGACUCUAGAUAGUAAACAGCAGUGGAGACUGGUGUGUUGCAAACCAAACUGAUUUUUAUUAAAUCAUGAACCUAGCAAA